GGGGCGAGGCUCUGUGGGCGUGGUCACCGCGUCGGCUCCGCCCACCCCGGCGCAGCGGCGAUGACGCGCGCGCCCGGCGCGCGGGGCCCGGCAUGAGGACUUUGUGGAGAUUGGGAUACUGUGCCAGACUACUGAAAACUAAUCAUUUUAGGACAGCUGCAUCAAAUACAUCAUUUCCAGCAGUUUGGAUGCUAUUAGCACAACAUUCUGGCAGAAUACCUGGGCUCAUUGUAGUAGUAAAAAAAAAUACUUUCUUCACAAUGCCCGAAACCGUGGAGGAUAAAACUAAUCCAGAACUGUAUUUGCCACAUCCUGGAGUGCGUGGGAUGACACUGCUCGACAGAGAGGCUUUCAAAAGGACAGUGGUUGUUCCAGCUCUUAAAGUCAAGAAGGAAAUUGUGCACAAUGUGCUGAAGUCCCUAAAACAAUCAGUACUGCAGCGUCCCGGCCUCAAGCGGGUGGUGGAGGACCCAGAGGAUGAGGACAGCAGAUUUGUUAUCCUGGAUCCUUAUAAAGUACCAGAAUUCUCAUUGGGAGAGUCAGAGCAGCAGGUCCUGAAGCAGCUCAGUGUCCAUCCUGAGGUGUCCAAGUACCACCUGGAGCUGACCUACGAGAAUUUCAAGUCGGAGGAGAUCCUGCGAGCCGUCCUUCCCGAAGGACAGGAGGUCACCUCUGGAUUCAGCCGUGUUGGCCACAUUGCUCAUUUGAAUCUCAGGGAUCACCAGCUGCCCUACAGACACUUGAUUGGCCAGGUUAUAAUGGACAAGAAUCCAGGAAUCACGUGUGUAGUGAAUAAAACCAAUAUUAUUGACAGCACAUACAGGAAUUUUGAGAUGGAAGUGCUUGCUGGAGAGAACAACCUGGUGACCAAGGUCAAAGAAAAUAACAUUUCCUAUGAACUGGACUUUUCCAAAGUGUACUGGAACCCGCGCCUGUCCACGGAGCACGGCCGCAUCGUGGAGCUGCUCAAGGCUGGCGAUGUUCUCUUCGACGUCUUCGCUGGGGUCGGGCCUUUCACCAUCCCAGCAGCCAAGAGGAAGUGCAGAGUGUUGGCCAACGACCUGAACCCCGAGUCCUACAGCUGGCUGCUGCACAACUGCAAGCUCAACAAAGUGGACACCAGGGUCAAGGCAUUCAACAUGGACGGCAGGGCCUUCCUGCAGGGGCCGGUGAGGGAGGAGCUCAGCAGAGAGCUCCCGCUCCUGAAGGAGGAGCAGAAAACCAGUUUCCACAUAGUCAUGAAUUUGCCAGCUCUGGCUCUGGAGUUCUUGGAUGUUUUCAGGCAUCUCUUGGUUGGGGAGCCCUGCAGCCCUGCUGCCCUUCCCACUGUGCACUGCUAUGGCUUCUCCAAACACAGCAACCCAGCCAGGGACAUUCAGGAGCGAGCGGAAGCUGCGCUGGGAACCUCCUUGGCUGGGCGCUGCUCCACGUUCCAGGUCAGGAACGUGGCGCCCAACAAGGAGAUGCUGUGCCUCAGUUUCCAGAUCCCAGCAGAUGUGCUCUACAAGAGGCCCUGCCCUGAUGAAGCCAAACCAGCCUCGAAACGUCUGUGUACCAGCCAAGAUCCUUCAGAAGAGAAGGUCCUGAGUUGCAGACCAGAGCUGUGGUGACUACCUUAGUUUGUGUCAAGGGAAUUUGGGGUGUCUCUGUUUUACCCCUUGAGUUUUAAGGAGCAGACCUAUGUUCCCAUCGAGUUUCCUUUGGGAGCCUUGCUUCCUGCAGUCACCUUUCCUUCUCCUUGUGGGAUUAAUUGAAAUUGUUGUUACUAUAAAAAAUUAAAACUUUAUUGUUUUAUAACCAAUGUGUUUUGGUACUUCCCUGCUCUCUGUUGUUUCAUGCCCUGGGCUAACUCAGUGGCAGGGCCUGGGUUAGUUUUCUCCUGUAGCAUUUUGAUAAUGUGCAGGUUGUAGGGAGAACAGAUUUUUAUGUCUUGUUGGGUCUAGCAAGGGUACUUAUAUAACCCCUGCCCUGGAUUCUGCCUGACAGAUGUUUUGGUUUCAGAAUAUUGGAUUAUGGUUAGCAGAUACACAAACAGCUCUUGGGUAAGCAAGGUAACCUUUCAAAAGCUUAACCUGAGUUACCAAAAGGGCCGAAGAGCCAAAUAUCCUGAGGUUUUGAGUAAAAAGUGCUUUUUAACACCAAGAUUUAGUUAGGGAUUAGUUGACUCCUAACUUUGUGUUUGCCCACGGUUAGAGCCAGAAAGACUCUAAUGUCUUUUGCACAUUUACAGAUGAAGUUCAUGCUUGCACUGCAGUUCCAGGCUGAAACCAGCACCUGAAAAACAGUUCUGUCCUCCUGAAACUGUGUCCUCCCAUGGCUUUUGUGCCUCGGCCCUCCCAGCUCUCCCCACCUCUGCCUGCUCCCCUGCUGCAGUCCCUGGAUGAUCUUUCUGGCUGGCUGCUCAUAUUCUGCAGGGAUUUGAGAAGCCUCUGCCUUUGAUUUCCUUUUCUUACCCAUCCAAACUAUUGUUGGGCAAUGUCAACCACAAAUAGUUUAUUUGGCCAGAGAACUCGGCUCGCCCUCUCAGUUUCAGAUAUUUUCCCUCAGCCCAAGCUCCGAGCUCACGCCCAGCAACCAGAUGUCUGUCACCCUCCUGGCCCUGCUGCUGUGGCUCCAGCCCUGAGCCUGCAGCCUGCUGCAUUUUUGGUUCUCACCCAAACACCACCAAGGGCCAUGGAUUUGUUUUGCUCGUGGCUCCGUGUCACGGCCUUUCCUUCCCUUGGCUGCACAGCCGGUGUUUGGAGGGAGCCCUCGCAGCCUGGUUCCUGCAGGGUCAGGUUUAUCAACCCCCAGGGAGCCAUCCUGACUCCCCUGGGUGUCCUGAUUCCUCCCUGGCCUGUACUGAGCCCCAGCACUCCUGCUUGAGCAUCCCUGCAGCUCCAGCCUGGGAGUGCUGUGCUGCCAGGCACUGCUGUGGGAUCCUGCCCUGCUGCCUGUCCCGUUUGCUGACACCUCUGCUGCUCUCCAGCUGCUCCCUCUGCCUUGCCACAAACACCUGAAGGCAGCUCCUGCUCUCUGAAGCCCCCACAAACACUGCUGGAGCAGUGAGGCCCUCCACCACCCUGGAAUGGUGCAGCCACCCUGGGAUCACUGCCUGUCACAGACCCUGUGACUUCACAUUGCUUCAUAGCUCCAUUUAGGGCUUGGCACCACUGCACCAACAGAAACCAGGCUUUGAUCACCAUUUCUGGGCCAGGCCUGUAAAAUACAUAACUCUGAUUUUCACUAAAGCAUCCUAGGGAAGGGAGGAUUUGAACUGGUAAAAGUUAAGGACUGAAUGGCAGUGCUCUUCCUGCAGCAUAACUUCAGUUUAGAUCCAGUCUAGCAGAUACUUCACUAUAUUCAUAACCAGGGUUUUCCAGCUUUCUGUGCAGUGGCCAAUUCUGUGUGCAAUAAAUGAUAAAUAAUAGCCAAGCUACAUACAAGUAAAUGAGUGUGUUGAAAUUAUAACUAUAAUAUACAUAUGCACUUGUGCAUUCAUUAGGGCAUGACUGGGGCUUUACAAAGUGAAUACAAAGAGAUCAUUGGCGAGGUGCAUCUUUGCCAGUCUAGGUGAGCCUGGGAAUGAGGAGAAGAGGGAAGGAUC
Messenger RNA from Oenanthe melanoleuca, 3586 nucleotides. It is a transcript of the gene TRMT5, whose product is annotated as tRNA methyltransferase 5. The coding region runs from base 93 to 1610 and encodes 505 amino acids. The transcript is spliced from 5 exons. The record is from RefSeq and is a predicted model, not a curated record. Gene Ontology annotation, cellular component: cytoplasm; mitochondrial matrix. Gene Ontology annotation, biological process: tRNA N1-guanine methylation; mitochondrial tRNA methylation. NCBI's taxonomy places the organism in Eukaryota, Metazoa, Chordata, Aves, Passeriformes, Muscicapidae.